AUGUCGCGCCAGGACGUCGAUCGCGGCAUUCAGCCAGGGUACAUGCGGCCCACGCGAUCCGCCCGUUGGCGCUGGGGCUGUGAUGAUGUCGGGGUUGAGGAUUUGCCUGCGGGGCCCAUGCCAAGAGCGCGCAGAGGGCCACGGCUGCCGGGAUUGCCGCCAAGAUUCAUGCAGCACACGGCGUCUUCGCGGGCCAAGCUGAGGCCCGCGGGGACGCGGCCGCUGGGGCUUGGCAGCGGGCGGGUGGAGCCUGAACCCGAGGGCCAGGCCGUUGAGAAUGUCGAACAACCCGAGGUCAACACAGUCACUGACCCGGUGGCGACACCCACAACCGACGUCCAACCCGAGCAAGAACUCGAGCCGCAGACGCCCCCAAGGCGGAGAUUGGCGGUGAGCGCCUAUAUCACGUCCGUGGACAGCGCCGCAGACGGUGUUAUGGGAUCCAGCUCCAAGGCCAACCGCGGUGAGGGCAGCCAAAGGGGCAAUAAGGCUAGCCGGCGCAAGGGGGAUCUUCCCAGGAGGCGGUAUCUUGGGAAGGAGAAUGUGUCGCCGAUGGGAUUUGGCAAGGGAUGGGGGGAGGAGGGCAUUGGAGAUGGGCACGAGUGGCUGCGGGGGCGGUCGGGGUCGCUGGCGAGGCAGCUGGGGUGGCCGGCGGACUGGAGGGCGGCGGACGCGCAGCUGGCCAAGGGGCCGGGGAGGUGA
Ostreobium quekettii is the source of this 702-nucleotide messenger RNA. The record is from the annotation of a GenBank genome assembly. NCBI's taxonomy places the organism in Eukaryota, Viridiplantae, Chlorophyta, Ulvophyceae, Bryopsidales, Ostreobiaceae.